UUUGUUAUCAGCCUCUCACACCGCUCGGAAGAUGUCUGAAAGGUCGCAGAGUCCUGAGUGCCAAAGCAGGCCUUAUGACUUCAGCCGGGUCAACCCGUGCUCCCAGGUUUUGGGUCAAGAUGGUUUGGGCAGCGCUGCGUCAUUCCAGCUUCCUCACGGCGUUCUGCCAGACCCGAGUCUUCUCUACAACAAAACCGCUUACAGUGGCAUCACACCGGCCACUGCGCAGACAUUUUUCCCUUUCCCAUCCGUGGCCAGUGACUACAGGGGAACCGACCUACAGGCUGGAGAGUUUGGGCAACCCAAGCACUGGUAUCCCUUUGCUGCGCCAGAGUACACCGGCCAGGUACCCGGCGUAACUGCAGCUACCCAGCCUACAAACCUGAGUCCCCCCAUAGCUGAGACCCGGGAGCAAAUCAAACUGCCCGAGAUAAAGACUGAGAAGGACACUGGCGAUGACUUCUCAACGGAGAUGAAGGGUCAGCAGUAUCCGACACCGCCUGCCUCCGCCGCCAUGCCCCAUGGAGUCUUCUACCCUGCGGCCUGGAACCCGUCCUUCUGGCCGGGGAUCGCCCAUAUUACCCCGCCCGGUAACAGUAAUCAAAAUCCCUCAACAUCCUCCGCAUCGUCCCCAUCUAUGUCCCCUUCACCCCCGAGCAACGGGCUUCCAGGAAACGCGUUUUUCAGCGUGAACACAACCCAAGCUGCCCCCGGGCCCCAGGCGCAGAACCCGGCCUCCUCCACGCGGAGCAGCGGGUCCUCCAGUGGAGGGUGCAGCGACUCCGAGGAGGAGAACCUCUCCACUGAGGAACUGGAACAGUUUGCCAAGGAACUGAAACACAAGCGCAUUACUUUAGGUUUCACACAAGCUGAUGUUGGCCUGGCCCUUGGUAACCUUUAUGGUAAGAUGUUCAGCCAGACGACCAUUUGCCGCUUUGAGGCUCUGCAGCUCAGUUUCAAGAACAUGUGCAAGCUGAAACCCCUUCUUCAGAGAUGGCUGAAUGAGGCAGAGACCUCAGAGAAUCCCCAGGAUAUGUACAAGAUUGAGAGAGUAUUUGUUGACACCAGGAAGAGGAAGAGGAGGACCAGUCUGGAGGGAGCAGUGCGCUCUGCUCUGGAGUCUUACUUUAUCAAAUGUCCCAAACCCAACACCCAGGAGAUCACACACAUCUCAGAUGACCUGGGCCUGGAGAGGGAUGUGGUACGUGUUUGGUUCUGCAACCGAAGACAGAAAGGGAAGCGCCUGGCUUUGCCACUGGAUGAGGAGUGCGAUGGCCAGUAUUACGAGCAGAGCCCUUCCCCACUGAACAUGGCUCCCUCCCCCAUUCCCAGUCAGAGCUACCCUUCUACCAGCUAUCCUGGAGCCCCUCCUCCCACACUGUACAUGCCCCCACUUCAUCGGCCCGACGUCCUGAAACAAGCCCUUCACCCCGGACUUGUUGGUCACCUGACUGGAUAA
Molecule: messenger RNA, 1459 nt
Organism: Seriola dumerili (greater amberjack)
Lineage: Eukaryota; Metazoa; Chordata; Actinopteri; Carangiformes; Carangidae
Gene: pou5f3
Product: POU domain, class 5, transcription factor 1-like
Exons: 5
Coding region: 32-1459 (475 amino acids)
Biological process (GO): regulation of transcription by RNA polymerase II
Molecular function (GO): DNA-binding transcription factor activity, RNA polymerase II-specific; RNA polymerase II cis-regulatory region sequence-specific DNA binding
Source: RefSeq, a predicted model, not a curated record